AGCUACAACAACAACAACCUUUAAGAUGGCUUAUGUAAUUUGGAAAAUAUUCAUAAAGCAAUAUGCUCGCCUCCGUUACAAUACGCAGCCGCCUUUAAGGCCGACAUUGAUCUGGCAUUCGUAUGCAGCCAUUCAGACGGCGGACACAAACACGAACAUUGAGACAGGAGCAGCAGCAGGCCAGACCAUUGAAAGCUCGGAAUUAGCGGAGGUUGGCCAUUUAAGCGAGAUCUUGGUGCUGAAUGACACGCAAAUCGAUGUCGAUGUUGAUGUCGAUGUUCAUGGACAUCAGCACCAGCACAGGGACGAAGACGGGGCCAAGGUGGAGCCAAAACUAGCGCCGGCAGCACUGGCCAACGACAACAUGGACAGGGACAUGGAAAAGGCCAAAAAGCCUGCGCCCCUAGCUCGCAAUGAUGAGGAGGAUGAAGAGUAUGAGGAUAACUUGGAAGAGGCGGGUCGGCAGCAACAACUGGAAGAUGAGGAUGAGAGGGAGGAGUUGUCUGCAAAUGCUAAUUAUGUGUGCUGUCAAUACCCGGCAACAACAACAGCAACUGCAACAGGAACAGCAACAACAACUUUGAACCGCAGCAAGUCGCGAGUGCGCAACUAUCUAAAGAAAUGCAAGCAACGCUUAACGGGUCAGCAACAGCCAAAAACAACAGCAACUACUGCAACAACAACAACAACGACAACCACUACAACGACAAUAACAUUGAUCAAGAAUGAGGCAGUGAACAGGACAGCACCCACGACGACGACGACGACGUCGACGACGACCACAAAAGAGAAGGAAGACGAUGACGACGAGGAUGGUGGAUAUGCCAUUGUAGUGGAUGGAGAAGAGGAAGAGUCUGGUAGCGGAGAUGAUGCCUAUACCGACUUCUUGCCCAUUGACUUUGGUCUAAGUCCAGCAUCAACACCAGCAACAACACCAUCAGCAACGGCAGCAACAACACAAGCAACACCAUUGCCAACACUGCAGGCGGUCGUCGAGCUGGAGCCACAUCUUGCGGAUGAGGAUGAAACCAACUCCAACUGCAAAUCCAACACAAACGCCAACGCCAAACCCUUUUUAUGGGGCGCCUUUAAACAGUCCACAACAACAACAGCAACAGCAAUGCCUUUGGUUGAGUCAACUACGACUCCAUGUCCUACACCUCAUACAGCUAAUCCCUCAACUUGCUUGAGUUACUGUUCGAUACCCUCUGAGGUGGACACCAUGCUGGCCCAACUGAUUGACAGCCAUCUGUCGCACAUUUAUCCCGUCUACUGGGCACGCACGCGUGCGAUAUUAAUCCAACAGGCACGUGAUCUGCUCGCAUGCCGUUUCGAGGGCAGCCUUCCUAGCUUCGAGCAGCGAUUUCUAUGCAAAUUUGCACAAAUUGCCGCAACACUGCGCUCCACUCAUCAAAUUGGCGAGUCCUGGUUAUGGCAUGCCGGCUGGCCCCUGGCUACACCCAAUGGAGAGUUGGUGCUGCAGUUGAGUGACGCUGAAAUUGCUCACGCACUGCAACCAAACGAAUUGUCUUUGUGCAUCAAAUUGGACUUUGGCGCAGAGGCCACACCACAGCUAUAUGCUGUUUGGCGCUCGUCCCGUCUGAAAGAGAGCAAUAAUAUUCAAAGCUAUUGCAUCGAUUAUAAAAAUCCACAACAAUUGCCGCUGAGCGUAGUGCAUCUGGAGAUGUCCAUGGCGGCAGCAAUGAUAUCCGAUGGCGGUGAAUUGCCGCAGCUAUUGCAGAAUCUAUUGGUCAGUGUGGAACGUAGCAUUGAGCGUGUGUCGCUAAAUGAGCUACAGAUGCCAGCAGCAACUGCUGCCAUCACUACCAUGACCGAUGAGCAGCAUCAGCACCAGCACCAGCACCACCACCAACAACAACAUCAUCUCGAUGAGUCCAACAACAACAAUAAUAAUAAUGGCAACAGCAAUUUAGUUGGUUCACCCAAGUGUGCAUUAAGACGCAGCGAUUUGAUAACCAAAAACAAACUGUUUAACAACCGUUACAUGCUCCGGCGUUUGACCAAUCGCCAGGAUAGCAUGAAUUCCACCUCAUCCGGCAAUAGUAAUAUCAGCGAUAGAAGUAGCAGCAGUAGCUCUAGCUCCAGCUCGAGUAGUGCUGGUGAAGAGCUACUUACAACAAGCAGCAGCAACAACAACAACAAUAACAGCAACGAUACCAUCACAAAACCAAUAGAGGCAUCCAUAUCGCCAGCCUUGCCUCUCUUCUGCCUGGGUAAUUCAUUUCCGCACAUCGACAGUGAUGAGGAGCCAAGUGACGGCAGUGUCAGCAAUGGCAACAGCAACGGCAACGGCAAUAAGAAACAUCAAACAACACUGGAGACCAAUGAAGUAGCCGUGGAAUUGCUACCGCCCAGUUCAAUUGCUGAGCUACCCGAGAAAUUGCUGACCAGUGGCGUUUAUCUACCAGGCACACGCACCCUACGAGGCGACCCACUUGUGAGUGUGAACGCUGCCUGUGUGGCGUCCGCUGGCCUCAACUGUUACGAACUGGCCACACUGUUGCUCUACUACAGCACAAUUCCAGAAAGCAGCAGCAGCAGCAGCAGCUCAACACCAACAGCAGCAACCCAACCAACAUCAGCAACAUCAGCAACUACUGGCCAUAAAAGUACAGAGCAACUGCAGCAGCAGCAACCCGCCCAGCAAACAUUUACCAUUUUAAUUGCCAUCGAGAAAUCUCAACAUUUAUGCGUAAUCGACUUAAUUUGCCAAAGUCUUAAAUUGUUGGCCAAACAGAUUGGUAAUUGUGAAAUUUUGGUGGUUUGUCCUGAUUUGAAUUUGCUGCAAUUGUGUAAUGAUCAGCAGAACUCCAACAACAACAAAUAUAGCAACAAUAACAUCAACAACAACAACAACAACAACAACAACGAUCAACCGCAACAGUCCAAUCCAUUGCAGACCUCGCAGUCAUCGCAUUUGGUUAAAUUCAUUAGCGUCGACCAAGUCACGACAAGUGUUGCGCCAUCACAGCUACCAAGCGGUCUGCUAGCAUCUAUGCCCGGCCAGCAUCAUCACGAUGCGGGCAAGUGGCGCGAAUUCUUCGCCCAGUUGGAGGCGUUUCAACGUCAAUGCUCUGAGGCCGGCGGUCGUCUGGUUGGGGCAUUGAGCGAUAUACGCGCUGCCGAUUUACAGGGUCUGCCAACACGUCGUCAACUUUAUGGCCAACAUCGUGCCCUAAGUCGCGCCCUUAUGGACUCACAGCUCAAUAAUCUGCGCAAGCGUGGCGCCGCACAACUCAAACAACUGCAGGAGUUGGCCAGAGCCAUCAAUUCCGUUCCAUUAAUGACGAUGACGUCACCAUCAUCAUCGUCAUCCUCAUCCUCAUCCUCAGCACUAUCGAUGGGCGAUUCGAAUGUGGCGUGCAAAUUGCGUAAGGUUACCCUCCUCUUCAAUGAAGUCGAUCGGGCUGCCCAACGUCUGGAACAGUUAACCGAGCAGAGACGCGAACGUCUAAGACAAUUGACGCGUCAGCGGGCCCUUGAGGAUGAAAUCACUGAGGUCACCUCUUGGCUGGGACAUGAUGGUGCAGAAAGUUUGCAGAAAUUCACCCAAAUCCAAUGGGAAAACGAAGAUCAAUUUAAGGCACAGGAGCAAGAGUUUGAAAAAUAUUAUUUCAUAGCUAUGAAACAUUUGGCCAAGGGUCGAGAUUUGCAUGCGGCAGCAAUUAAAAUUUCCGUACUUAGCGAAAGUUCAAAUAAUUUAAAAUUGGUUUUAGAUCAAUUUGCCCAAAAAUUGGAACAGACACGUGAACGUAUUGAGGGCUCAGCUCGUUUAUUGCAUUUGCUUAUUCAACAUCAACGUGAGGCAGGUGCCCAGGAUGAGCUGCAACGUCUGGCCGAACAAGUUGGGGCCACAGCAUUGCUUGAGAAGCAUCUGGAGAAGCCAUCAACUGUAUUGAGAAAGAAUAUAUCGGUUACCACCCUGCCUGUGGCGAGUAGUACACCAAAUCCCAUGAUCAAUAAGAGGGGCAGCUAUCGCUGUAGCUCUGGCAAUGGCAGCAACGGAGGCGGCAGCAGCAAUUGCAGUUGCUGGCGUGAGAGUCGCAAUCUGGAGGACAUGGAUGAACCGGAAGAGGAGCCCGAGGAUGUUGAUGUUGAGGAUUGUGAUGCCGAUGGCGAUGGCGAGGAGCAACAAUCGAAAAUUGCCGAUUCUGGUGUCGGUGUGUGCGAUAAUUGUGAAAGGAAUCCAAAAUUGGCACGCAUCUGCUCCUGUCAGAGUCUCAACGAGAAGAGUCACGAUGAGCUGCUUGAGGAUGAGUGCUAUGAUCGGCCGACAAAACGUUAUAUGGAAAUGCAUUCACCCAUGGAGGCAAAUGCCCAUCUGCAGUGCCAUGGCUCCAGUCUGGAGUUACCCAAAUUGGAGGAACUAAGCUGUUUGGAACCAAAAAUACAAAAAACGCUUCUAUUGAUCAUGCGCGAGAUGAUUGGUACCGAACGCGACUAUGUCCGCUCCUUGUACUACGUGAUCGAGAACUAUAUUGAUGAGCUACUACGUGACGAUAUACCGCAGCCAUUGCGAGGACAACGUAAUGUGAUUUUCGGUAAUAUUGAGAAAAUAUUCGAAUUUCACAAUUCCCAUUUUCUUGGCGAAUUGGAACGCUAUGAGCAUAAUCCGCUCAAGGUGGGCGCUGCCUUCCUCGAAAUGGAAUCCAAAUUCUAUUUGUAUGCCCUGUACAAUAAGAAUAAACCGAAAAGCGAUACACUGCUAAGUGAAUACGGCAGUUCGUUCUUUAAGCCGAAGCAAAUGCAAUUGCAGGAUAAAUUAGAUUUGGCCUCGUAUCUACUGAAGCCUGUCCAGCGUAUGGGUAAAUAUGCUCUGCUGCUCCAGCAACUGGUCAAGGCCUGUCGCAGUGUGGAGGGGGCAGCGCUGCAGGAGAUCGCCGCCGAUGUGGAGGAGCUGCAGCGGGCCGAGGAGAUGGUUAAAUUUCAAUUGCGUCACGGCAAUGAUCUGUUGGCCAUGGAUUCGUUGCGCGAUUGCGAUGUAAAUGUCAAGGAGCAGGGACGUCUGCUCAGGCAGAAUGAGUUCCUUGUGUGGCAGGGACGCGGUGGCAAAAAGACUUUGCGUCAGGUGUUCCUCUUCGAGGAGUUGGUCCUAUUCAGUAAGGCAAGACGCUUUCCCGAUCACAAGAAUCUGGACAUCUAUAUAUACAAGAACAGCAUCAAGACCUCGGAUAUUGGUUUGACAGCGCAUACAGGAGAUGCGGCAACGAAAUUUGAGAUUUGGUUCAGAAAACGUAAACCCGAUGACACUUGGAUGCUCCAAUGCAUGUCGGAGGAUAUUAAAAAUGCCUGGACGGAGGAGAUCUCCAAAUUGCUCUGGAAGCAGGCGAAACGAAAUCGAGAGGUUCGCCUAGCGGAGAUGUCAUCCAUGGGUAUUGGCAGCAAACCCUGCCUAGAUAUACGACCCAGUCAUAAUCAGAUCAGUGAUCGUUCUAUACCACUUGCCCAGCUAAAUAAAACUCCCAAACUACGUUAUUCGGAGCCUGGAGGCAAAGGCAGCAUGCGACGACCCAAUUCGUUAAUAUCGGAAAGUUCACUAUCGAGUGGCACCAGCACCACCAGCAGCUCGUCCAUUAGCGGUGGCUCCUCAUCUGGUCAUGGUGGUGGUAUUGGUGGUGGCCAUGAGAGUAACUCAAGUAGCCGCCAUACAUUGCACUUUGGCAAAUUGCCCGGUUCGAGUCACAGUUGCCAUAACACUUUGCCCGGCCUGAGUAGUGCUUCAACCACUUUGGAGCUGAUCAAUGAGACGCAGGCCCUUAAGUUGAGCAAUCAUGAAGUUGCGGCUCCUGCUGCAGUUGCAGCGGAGAGCACCACCACCACCACCACUUCCACCUCCACAACGUCGGGUUCUUCGAGCAGCAAGCGUCAUCAUCAUCACAAGCGAUCGACAACAAUUGUCAGCCAACUGUCCAUGGAGAGCGGCAUUGUUGCCGAUAUAUCCGUGACACCGGAGCAGGAGCAUGCCGCCAUCACGGAUCACUUAAUGGGCAGCAAGGGUAGCUGGUCCACAUCCACCACAUCGGCAUCCACAAUGAGCGCUGCCUCAACGGUUAUCCUGCGACGCUAUAAAUCGUAUGCCCAUGCCGCCGAAUCGGCCCAACCGACGACGGAUAGAAGCAGCAGCAGCAGCAGCACUAAAUGAAUGAAUAAUUCGAAAUCGAAUUUGAAUUUCUGGUUAAAUACAAAUUUCAUAGCUUUAGCAAAUUAAGAAAACGGUUUCAUCAGAUUCAUUAUCCAUUA
This is a messenger RNA of Drosophila willistoni, 6261 nucleotides long. Its product is annotated as triple functional domain protein. The coding region runs from base 26 to 6163 and encodes 2045 amino acids. Gene Ontology annotation, molecular function: guanyl-nucleotide exchange factor activity. The transcript has 17 exons. Lineage: Eukaryota; Metazoa; Arthropoda; Insecta; Diptera; Drosophilidae. The record is from RefSeq and is a predicted model, not a curated record.